GCCUGCCUGACUCAGCCAGCCAUAGUGCCGUGUGUAAGUAGAUGAAGAAUGACCACGUCGGUCCGCUUGUGUACCACGGAAACCCCAUCACACAACCAUUUUCACACGCGUCAACGGCCCGGCCCGCACAGACACAUCCACACACACCAUCAUCCCUCGUCAUGCACACGUCGAUCCGGUCCAUCGACAGGGAGGCGUCUCGCCAGCCAGCGGUAUUCACACAGACAGACAGCCACAGUGAGUGCGAUAGAGACCGACCAACGGGGAGUAAGUCACACAGCAGCGAGGAAGGGGUGGCUGAGGGCAUCGGUGGGCGAAAUGCGCUCGUCGGGCUGCCACGCCAACAUCCGCUGCACCAGCUCUCACACCACAGGGCGAUCAGGGAUCGUGUUGGCAUCCAGCCGUCCCAUUUGCUCACCGUGAGGAGGUCCAUCCCGUCGGUGUCUUUGUGCAGCGGAAUGCCGGGCGACUCCUGUGAGUGAGGCGACAGACACACCCAACGAACCAUGGUGUAAUUCUCGUCGUUGUUGGCCUUGAUAUGAUCCAUCCACUCAGACAAUCGCACCGACGUACCGAAAUGCUUUUCCUGAGGUGUGCGACGACGUCCCGCUGCUUCUGGACCAUCUUGUCGUUGUCCCUGACAGACAGACAACCAUGAGAGCAAUCGCCAUGACAUGAGAGUCGUCCAGUCCCCCCGUCCGUUCGUUGGAUGGCCUGCUUAGCUUCCUUACUUGCCGGUGACGGCGAAGUGGCCCAUGCCCAUGAAGGGCCGACGGCCGCCCUGGCCAUACUCCUGCACACACACGACAGACAGACACCAAAUGUCAGUGUCUGUCAUGGAGAGAGGGUGGUCCCAGCCCACCACUCUGGCUUUGUACGAGAGCCACAGGGGCACCCCCACACACAGCUCGAGCGUGAUGGCCCCCACCGCCCACGUGUCGAAGCUCCAGGGCGUCGACUGGUCCACCAAACCUGACAACCGAUGCUGCAGCUCAUCCUGGCCAGGCAGGCACCAUGACAGACAGACAUCAAAAGCAAGGCACCACGGCAGGCAGUAUUCUCUCUCCGUGUGUGCCUUCCUGUGCAUCCAGCACCGCACCCUAGAUUUGCCGCUGUGUCGUUUGCCCAUUGCCUGUAGGGCUUCCGGCGGCAUGUACUCUGGCGUGGCCAUGCCCACCUGGUGGCUCUCGUGGUACCGAUACGCUGCCCACACACAGAGAACCAACCAACCAGCCCACCGACCCACCAUAGCCCAUUCAUUGGUGUGUUGCGUGUGCCGACCGACGCACAGCAGGCAGGCACCUCACCUGAGCCAAAGUCGAUGAUUCUGACGCCCUGGUACACAAAGUCCCUCUGGCUGUCACCCUGCACACCACACAGCAGAAGCAUGCACGAACUUGCUGGGUUUGUGCAUUCUGAUUGUGUGGGUGUGCAUUCUGAUUGAGUACAUCGGGUGUGAUGAGCAGGAUAUUGUCCGGCUUGAGGUCGCCGUGCACCAGACCGGAACGCCAGAAGAGCUCCAGCGCCUCUGAAGAGACACCACACCACUGUGAAUGGGUGAAGGCGUGUGAGGUGAGGGCGUGUGCCUUGCGUGUGAGUGGGUUGCUUACGGAAGAUGUCCCUCAGGAGCCUCUUGAGCACUCGUAUGUCGCGCUGGAGAGACUGCAGUGCACACAGACACACACGCACACACACACUGAGUAGGGUAUCGGUGUCACGCUGCUCGCACUCUCUCUCUCUCCCUCUCUCUCUUUCUCUCUCUCUCUCUCUCUCUGUGUGUGUGUGUGUGUGUGACCUUGUAGAAUGGCAUGUGUAUGACGUUGUAGAUCCUCUCCCCGUGGAAGAAGGUCCCCUGAAUCUUGAACGACACCUUGCUCAUCGACGCACCUGUGCACACACACACAUACGUUCAUGAGCCGCAUUCUGCUGUGUGUGUGAGUGCCACUCUCGCCCUCUAGAGCACCGGCGAAGUCGAAGACGAGCCACAGGUCUCUCUUCAGGUCAUGGUACUCCAACAGACGGGCUAUGUGCACCACACCUGCACAGGCAUCGCACCUCACACCACAGUCACAGCUGGAGCACAAGAACACGUGUGUGUGUGUGGUUGGGUACCAGGGUACUGGAGGGGGUCAAUCUUGAAGCCCCCGCGGCCACUCAGAUCAAAGUACAUGGCUGCACCCAUUGCACACAGACACACAGACAGACAGGGAGUGGUGGUAAAAGUGGUGUUGAAUGUGUGUGUGCGCGUGUGUGCUGUGCCCACCAGCAACGUUGAUCUCUCGCCACGCCGACUCUAUGUCAGCCCGCCCCUUGGCGCCGCAGCACUUGGCCACCUGCACACACAGACACACACUCACAUCCAUGUGUCUGUCUGUGUGUGUCGUGGUGGUGGUCUUUGUGCGCUCCUCCACCUGUUUGAUGGCCACUUUGUCGCCCGUGGGCCGUCUCUCGGCCAGCCACACAACGGCACACCCGCCCCUGCCCAGCAUCUUCACGCGACUGUAGCCGUCCAGCCAACGAUUCCCAUACACAGCAACAUCUGCACACACACGCACGCACACACACACACACACACAGCACACUCAGAGCGUCACACUCUCCCUCCCUCCCUCCCUCCCUCAGUGUGUUGGUGUGUCAUUUCGACCUUCGUGUGUGAGCCCGUCUACACUAGGCAUGUUCAUGAUCAUUUCCUCAGUGGACAUCCGCCCCCCCAGAGUGCCCCGAAAGGUGUGCGCGCUGCGGCUCGUCGACGGCGUGGCGCACACAGCCGGCCGCCGACGGGCAGGCGUCCGCGCCACGGUCGACGGGGCAGCUGCAGACAGACACCACCCAUGCCAUGUGCGACGACAAUCCAUCGUUUCGUUGUUGACGUCUUGCCGUGCACUCGUACCUUUGGUCAUCGACGUGUCGGUCUUGUUGUUGUGUGUGUGUGUCGUGGCGGUGGCGGUGGCGGUGGCAGUCUUUUUGCUCCUGACGCGCCUCAUCUCCUCCGCCUCGCCAGCCCCCUCCUCGACGCGACUCGCGCCGGGAGGGGGCACCUUCCUGGGCCCACCCCCUCCCCCUCCCCUCCUGCCGCCACCACAUCUCAAGGCGCUCUCGAACGGUGCCCUGCCGUCGUGCACUGACACAUGGUCGACCGACAGAUCCACCGACGCGUACAGCAGCCCCUUGACAGGCACUGGUCUGUCGUCGGUGGUGACCGUCGACAUGCGGCUGAUGGCGUGGCCCAGGGGGGCGGUGGUGGCUGUGUCUGCUACGGUGAGGGGGGAGGUGAGGGGGCUGUCGAAGGAUAAAGGGCGGGACGGGUUCGGCUCGUGGUUUGGCGUGGGCAGCUCGGAAUGCAGCGGGCCCCCUGAAGGAGCGAGAAGGGACAAAGGGGAGAAGAUGGUCGCAUCGGAGGGUGCGCGCCUACAUGCGUCAGGAGAUGCGUAGUCCCUCAGCUGCGACACCGCCUUGCCCUCGACCCUCCGCCGCCUAUACUGACCCGACACGCCACUCUCACGCUCAUCCUGACAGCCAACACCCCCAGCAGCAGCAGACGAUGAGUUGCCCCCAAGCGUCCUUCUAGCCACCUGACCAAUCCAGAUGGACACAACAAAACAAAACCUCGCCGCUUUGUCAGUCAGUCCAUUCUCCAUCCGUCCAUUCUCCUCUCUCAACUACCUGCGAUAGCUGCGCCGCAAAACACGCCUUCAGCGGCGGAUGAAAAGACGCCGACGGGUGGGGGCCCAGCCUUUCCCUCUCGUCAUAGGCAGACAGGUCCGUGUGUGUGGAGGAAGGUGCGAUGGCAUCGGGCCCUUUCGAUGGCAUCGGCCGUGGGGGCCGCUUCCGAGUGCUGGGGGGAGGGUUGCAGGGGCGGGGGGAGGGCGCAAGGGCCAGGCGAGAACGGGAGCCAGUCACUGACAACACAAGGCCAGCAGAGAGCCAUACAAACGACACACAGCAAUAUAAGGCGUCAUGCGCGUGGCUCCCACCCAUCCACCAAUCCAUCUAUCUCACCCUUUUCGGUCAGCACGGGCGAGAGUUGCAGCGCUAGGCUUCCCCUCCUAUCUUCCGCCGCCAGCACGCCAAUGCCGCCUCGGCCGUGCCGUGUGUUGUACGGCGGCGGCUGGGUGCUGGUGCUGGCGGCGGCCGAUGGCGGUGCUGGAGGUCCGAUGCGCAGACGGCGAGGGGGGUAGGGGGACCGACGAGAGUCGAUGCGGGAAGGAACUGACGGCACAGUUGCAAUGGCAUGCAAUCGUCUGAUUGUCCAGCGCCGCUGCCGGCGUGUCUGUGUGUUGUCCGCCUGCGUACCUACCUUGGUCAUAGUUGUUGAAUGAGACGGCCCGUGCUGUCAUGCCUGAUCGGGACCGCUGACCUCGACUUGACAUCACUCACUCACCAGCAGAGCAUGCAGCCCCCUGUCCAGCAGAGCAGCGCUCUGUGCGGAAGUGUCUCAAUCAGGGCCCUUAAUGGGUCGAUCGCCGCUUGCUGCAUCCUCGAG
Messenger RNA from Vitrella brassicaformis, 4483 nucleotides. NCBI's taxonomy places the organism in Eukaryota, Vitrellaceae. The record is from the annotation of a GenBank genome assembly.